Procambarus clarkii (red swamp crayfish) is the source of this 635-nucleotide messenger RNA. Lineage: Eukaryota; Metazoa; Arthropoda; Malacostraca; Decapoda; Cambaridae. The record is from RefSeq and is a predicted model, not a curated record.
AGUACUUCCUUGAAGCCUCGAAGAAAGCUUCAGAGAGUACUCAGAAGCCAAGCAAAGCUUCUGAGAGUACUCAGAAGCCAAGCAAAGCUUCAGAGAGUACUCAGAAGCCAAGGAAAGCUUUAGAGAGUACUCAGAAGCCAAGCAAAGCUUCAGAGAGUACUCUGAAGCCAAUUAAAGCUUCAGAGAGUACUCAGAAGCCAAGGAAAGCUUCAGAGAGUACUCAGAUACCAAGCAAAGCUUCAGAGACUACUCAGAAGCCAAGAAAAGCCUCAGAGAGUACUCAGAAGCCAAGCAAAACUUCAGAGAGUACUCAGAAGCCAAGGAAAGCUUUAGAGAGUACUCAGAAGCCAAGCAAAGCUUCGGAGAGUAUUCUGAAGCCAAUUAAAGCUUCAGAGAGUACUCAGAAGCCAAGGAAAGCUUCAGAGAGUACUCAGAAGCCAAGGAAAGCUUCAGAGAGUACUCAGAAACCAAGGAAAGCUUCAGAAUGGCUCGCUAAAGCUAUUCAAGAUGCAGCAGCUCUCGGAGCAAUGGGCACACGUCCCGGGUCAGUUAACCGAGUGACACUCCACUGUAGGUCCUCCUCGGACAUGGCGCUCUCAGAGUCGAGGUUCACCUUCCCAUUAAAUGCAAAUUAA